AUGAUGCAACUGGGUCGCGCCCCGGAUCCAGAAACCAGGCAAGGCUUGUGGCCAGUGCAAAUCAACAGCGGAGACUGUCACAAUUAUAAUAAUACACCCGUUGACGUUGGUGAUGGGUGUGGUAUUGCAGUGUCUAUCGUCCCCAGACAAGCAUGGCGAAAUCCAGCAGAAGAGCGUACAGCAGACCAAAGGGUUGUUGUGCCGGCAAUCGGAAGAGUUGCGGGGGUUGCCUUGAUAACUUUCGUUUCCCCCGAGAAUAAGAAUCACAAGUCCCUCGUAAUCAGAUACGAUAAUAGCAAGGUGAAACAAGCAGUCGGGGAGGGAAAAGAAGGAGCAAGAAGAAAGUGUAUCUGGGAAAAGGGAAACCCUCGUAGCAAAAGCGUCACAAACUCACAGCGUCACAGCUGGGCGCCUGCAGAUCCUUCGUGGCUUGUAGCGUGGACUUGCCAGGUUGUUGCACGCUACAGACAGCUAGUUCAGCCUGGCUGCAUGCUGGCGGUGUCUAAGGCGAGACCUCAAACUUCAGGCGUUGGCUGCUCGUGCGUGGGAGUCGAUGUGGGGUCGGCGAUAUUCUGGCGAUAUUCUGCUGCGCUAAGCAAGAUUUUCUCAUCACGAGACGAGUUAAAUGUGGAGCGGACGAAGAAGAAGAAGAAGUAUGUCGUCGUUGGAGCUUAUCAUUGUCGUCCUCGUCGUGGAGCCAGCGGCAGUCCGUCGCAGCCAGCGCAUCAGCAGCAAUCAGCAGCAACCUCGCUGCGGACUGUGACUGGGCAGAGCCGCACACGAUGGCUCCAGGGUCAGAACGUGGCAAUCCUGCACUAA
Molecule: messenger RNA, 819 nt
Organism: Histoplasma mississippiense
Lineage: Eukaryota; Fungi; Ascomycota; Eurotiomycetes; Onygenales; Ajellomycetaceae
Exons: 5
Coding region: 1-819 (272 amino acids)
Source: RefSeq, a predicted model, not a curated record